AUGUCUCUCGCUGACUACCUAGCAAAGAACUACCUGACGGCCGACACACUAUCCUCAGACCGGCCUAAGAAGAAGCGCAAGAAGAACAAGCAUGCUGAACGCGAGGCAGGCAGCGGCGGUGGACUGAUAAUCGCAGAUGACGACCCGCCGUUAUUCUCUAGUUCGACCAAGACAUCCAAGUCUAGACACCAGCGUGGUGAUGGAAGUGAUGUAGACGAAGAUGAUGAAAUGACAUACGCUGUGAGGGGGGGAACGAGCAGCGAAUUUCGGAAAUCCAAGUCCUCGCAAUGGCAGACUGUGGCUGGGCCUACGCCUCCGACGAACGACGACCAGAUAGCAGCAGAUGCAAUAUUAGCCUCCGCGGCUGCGGAGCGGGCAGCAGAGAUGGAUGCUGACGAGGAUAGACCUACGAUAGCCAACGAAGAUGACUCGGCGCCGCGAAUGGAAUCUGGGAUGAGAGCCGGUCUGCAAACAGCAGCUGAUACGGCGGCCAUGGUAGCUGCGCAGGAAAAGCAACAGGCUCUGGAAGCCGAGAAGCUACGAAAGGAUAGGAAGAAGAAAGGGAAGCAGGAAGUCAGUCUGGAAUCGGAAACGAUCUAUCGAGAUGCGUCUGGACGGAUAAUAAACGUUGCGAUGAAGAGAGCUGAGGCGCGUAAGGCGGCGGAGGAGGCGGCAGCUGCUGAACGGGCUGCGAAAGAAGCGUUGACUGGUGAUGUGCAGAGGGAGGAGAGAGAGGCUCGCCGUGUAGCGUUGGAGGAGGCGAAAUUUAUACCGCUUGCACGAACGGCGGAGGACGAGGAUUUAAAUAUGGAAUUGAAGGCGAGACAACGGUGGAAUGAUCCUGCAGCGGCAUUCUUGUCUGAGCCGAAGGUUUCUGGCGGCGGUGGUGGUGCUGUCGCUGGUGUCAGCUCCGGCGCUGGGAAGAAGGUGUAUAAAGGGCCAUCACCGCCGAAUCGAUAUGGCAUCCGGGCUGGAUUCAGGUGGGAUGGCGUGGAUAGGAGUAAUGGGUUUGAACAUAAAUGGUUCGAGGCGCGGAAUCGACGAGGCAGGAUAGAGAACCUGGAGUAUGCAUGGCAGAUGGAUGAGUAG
This is a messenger RNA of Arthroderma uncinatum, 1089 nucleotides long. RefSeq names its product pre-mRNA-splicing factor. Bases 1 to 1089 code for a protein of 362 amino acids. Gene Ontology annotation, biological process: mRNA splicing, via spliceosome. Gene Ontology annotation, molecular function: RNA binding. The record is from RefSeq and is a predicted model, not a curated record. Gene Ontology annotation, cellular component: U2-type spliceosomal complex; RES complex. The transcript has a single exon. NCBI's taxonomy places the organism in Eukaryota, Fungi, Ascomycota, Eurotiomycetes, Onygenales, Arthrodermataceae.